UCCCCGUUCCGGAAGGGACGGACGGAGCUGCGGGCUUCCGGCGGUUACUGUGGCAGCUAGCCUAGCCAUGGAUCGCGCGCCGCGCCCCACCCAGAUUUGCUUUGCCCCUCGGCGCGCAGCAUUAACUCCCCCCCGCCCACCUACAAUCUCAAGCAUGGCAGAGGUGAAUGGGCCUUUAUAGAGCCACCAUUACUGAACCUGUCCCGACGUGGAAACGGACGGGCAGCGCCUCGUGCCAUUGUCUCUCCCCUGCCGCCCGCCUGCCUGCCUGGCUCUAGCAUAGUCUACACGAGUGAGUGAGAGUGAGUGGACACCAGUGUGUCGAGCUAGAGUAGCUUGGCUAAAGCCUGCCCGCUUUGCGGCGCUGAAGCUCUCCUCGCGCAUUUCCCAUGGCGAUCUCCGGCCUCUCCGUGGCGCUCGUCGCCACCUUGGCCUGCUGCAGCUGCCUCGUGCGGCUCUCCCAAUGCGCCGGCGGCGGCGCGGGACAGAACUACACCUCGAUGUUCAGCUUCGGCGACUCCCUGACCGACACCGGCAACCUGCUCGUGUCCAGCCCGCUCUCCUUCACCAUCGUCGGCCGCUUCCCCUACGGCAUGACCUACUUCCACCGCCCCACCGGCCGCUGCUCCGACGGCCGCCUCGUCGUCGACUUCCUCGCGCAAGCGUUUGGCCUGCCGCUGCUGCAGCCGUACCUGCAGUCGAAGGGGAAGGACCUCCGGCAGGGCGUCAACUUCGCCGUGGGCGGCGCGACGGCCAUGGGCCCGCCCUUCUUCGAGGGGAUCGGGGCGUCGGACAAGCUCUGGACGAACCUGUCCCUCAGCGUCCAGCUCGACUGGUUCGAGAAGCUCAAGCCUUCGCUCUGCAACUCGCCCAAAAAUUGCAAGGAGUAUUUCAGCAAGUCCCUCUUCCUCGUGGGCGAGAUUGGGGGAAACGACUACAACUACGCCUUCUUCAAGGGCAAGAGCUUGGACGACGCCAAAUCCUACGUCCCCACGGUCGCCACCGCCAUCAUCGACGCCACCGAGAGGCUGAUCAAAGGCGGCGCGAUGCACCUGGUGGUGCCGGGGAACCUGCCGAUGGGCUGCUCGUCGGCGUACCUGACGCUGCAUCCGGGCAAGAACAGCAGCGACUACGACUCCGUGGGCUGCCUGAAAACGUACAACGAGUUCGCGCAGCGCCACAACGCCAUGGUCCAGCAGAAGCUGCAGGGGCUUCGCCGGAAGUACCCGCAGGCCAGGAUCAUGUACGCCGACUACUACGGCGCCGCCAUGUCCUUCGCCAAGAAUCCCAAGCAGUUCGGGUUCAAGCACGGGCCGCUGAAGACGUGCUGCGGCGGCGGGGGCCCGUACAACUUCAACCCGAAGACGAGCUGCGGCGUGCGGGGGUCCAGCGUGUGCGAGGACCCGUCGGCGUACGCCAACUGGGACGGCGUCCACCUCACGGAGGCCGCCUACCACGCCAUCGCCGACAGCAUCCUCCACGGCCCUUACACCAGCCCCAGGCUGCUCUGACCCCGGGCCUAGCUCGAGGAGCCGGAACGGCGGCGCCUUGUGUUGUUCUGGCUUAAGCUAGCUAGUCGUGACGACGUCUCGGUGAUCACUGAUCUGUGUAAUGAUGUGUGCUGGAGAGAGCUUAGGGGUGGUGAAAUGUAAUGUUUGUACUACUUGUUGUAUAUGACUGCGCGUUUUCUGUGGCUGGUUUAUGUCGAAAACCUGUGAUCACAGUA
Molecule: messenger RNA, 1726 nt
Organism: Brachypodium distachyon (stiff brome)
Lineage: Eukaryota; Viridiplantae; Streptophyta; Magnoliopsida; Poales; Poaceae
Product: GDSL esterase/lipase At5g45910
Exons: 5
Coding region: 390-1511 (373 amino acids)
Molecular function (GO): hydrolase activity, acting on ester bonds
Source: RefSeq, a predicted model, not a curated record